This is a messenger RNA of Hevea brasiliensis (rubber tree), 2149 nucleotides long. Its product is annotated as guard cell S-type anion channel SLAC1. The transcript is spliced from 3 exons. Gene Ontology annotation, biological process: intracellular monoatomic ion homeostasis; transmembrane transport; stomatal closure. The coding region runs from base 290 to 1987 and encodes 565 amino acids. NCBI's taxonomy places the organism in Eukaryota, Viridiplantae, Streptophyta, Magnoliopsida, Malpighiales, Euphorbiaceae. Gene Ontology annotation, molecular function: voltage-gated monoatomic anion channel activity. The record is from RefSeq and is a predicted model, not a curated record. Gene Ontology annotation, cellular component: membrane.
UGUUUUUAUAUAUAUGUAGGUGCAGGAUUUAAUUCACAUGUAUUGAUAUUAGACUCUCUAUGCCACAAAUUUUUGAUUUUCCAUCACGAGAAAUCCCUCCAAAGAUUAACAACUUUUUCCCAAGAAAGUAUUGAUUUCCAUUUCAUCUACCAAACAGCUGCUAUCUUCUUUUUCAACUUCUCGUGAUGUCCCUUACGCAUGUGGGCACAAAAGGAAGCAUGCACUCUAUUUUGUAUCAUUUAACCAACGGAUUACAAUCUUUGGUUUCUUUCGGUUUGAUCUAAGCAAAAUGGAGUACAGAGCAAGACCAACUUCUAGUUCUCUUGAGACACUUUUUUUGGAUAUCCAUGAAGUAUUGCAAGAGGAAGAAGAAGGAGGAGGAGGAGGAGGAGGAGGAAAAACAAGAAUGGCAGACAAAGCCAGAAAGGGCCUACAUAGACAGUUUAAACUUAGAGAGGCAAAGAGACACCAUAGGAAUUUUAGCAGGCAAGUUUCGCUAGAGACAGGCUUUAAUGCUCUCAAUAGAGAAUGUAAGGCUAAAUAUGAGACGAGGGCUCUUCCAAGAAGUGGACGUAGUUUUGGAGGAUUUGAUUCAAUUGAUAGGAUUAACAUUGGAGAAACAAGGAAAGGAGAUUUUAGCAUCUUCAAGACCAAAGCGACUCUGAGUAAGCAGAAUUCUUUGAUGCCCGGAAGAAAGGAGAAAGAUAUCGAGUCUCAGAGACUUGAUGGUUCUAAUGGGCAUGAUGACUCUGUAAAUGAAGGAGUUCCUGCUGGGAGAUACUUUGCUGCUCUUAGAGGACCAGAGCUUGACCAGAUCAAGGAUCAUGAAGACAUUCUCCUUCCAAAAGAUGAGAAAUGGCCUUUUCUUCUUCGAUUCCCAAUCGGUUGCUUUGGUAUUUGUCUUGGCCUAAGUAGCCAAGCUGUCUUAUGGCGUGCCCUUGCAACAAGCCCAGCUACUAAAUUUCUCCACAUUACACCAUUCAUCAACCUUGCUCUCUGGCUCUUAGCUGUUGCUGUCCUAUUCUCAAUUUCCUUCACCUACAUCCUCAAAUGCAUGUUCUAUUUUGAAGCUGUCAGAAGAGAGUAUUUUCACCCAGUUCGUGUCAACUUCUUCUUUGCCCCGUGGGUUGUGUGCAUGUUCCUGGCUAUCAGUGCACCUCCUAUGCUAGCUCCUGAAAAUUUGCACCCUGCCCUUUGGUGCACCUUCAUGGGACCAUAUUUCCUCCUCGAGCUCAAGAUUUAUGGCCAAUGGCUUUCCGGUGGAAAGAGACGUCUUUGCAAGGUAGCUAAUCCAUCUUCCCAUCUUUCUGUGGUUGGAAAUUUUGUUGGGGCAAUUUUAGCUGCUAAAGUAGGAUGGAUUGAAGCGGCUAAGUUCUUGUGGGCAAUUGGCUUUGCACAUUAUCUUGUGGUGUUUGUGACAUUGUAUCAGAGAUUGCCCACAAGCGAAGCAUUGCCUAAAGAGCUGCAUCCUGUGUAUUCUAUGUUCAUUGCAGCCCCAUCAGCAGCAAGUAUUGCCUGGGAAUCUAUUUAUGGUGAGUUUGAUGGAUUGUCAAGGACUUGCUACUUCAUUGCAUUGUUUCUCUAUAUUUCCCUGGUUGUGCGUAUCAACUUCUUCACAGGAUUCAGGUUCUCGGUGGCAUGGUGGUCUUACACAUUCCCCAUGACAACAGUAUCAGUUGCAACAAUCAAGUACGCAGAGCAGGUUCCUGCAGUUCUAAGCAAGGUGCUUGCACUUUCGCUUUCUUUCAUGUCAUCAACAAUGGUGUCUCUACUGUUUGUGUCGACCCUUCUCCAUGCCUUCUUUUGGCGCACAUUGUUCCCCAAUGACCUUGCCAUUGCCAUAACAAAGAAAAGACUCGUCAAGGAGAGGAAACCCUUGAAGAAAGUUUACGAUAUAAGGCGUUGGACAAGGCAAGCUCCUAACAAGCACAAUCAAGUAAACAAGAAUUUUUGUGGAGAGAACGAUGGGUUACAGACCCCACAGUAAUCUCAUGAUAUGGAAUUAACACUAUCGCAUAGCAAUAGCAUGUACUUGUAAUUGUAAUCAAGAAAUGAUGCAACGAGAAUACGUUAUAUACCAUAACUAUGAAAACUAUAGAAAUUUUAUAUUAUUUUGUUUGACAAUAUGAUAUUCCAUAUUUAUCCUCUA